AGAAACAUGAUUGGCAGUCUGUUAUUUCACAUGCUCUACCCGCUAUCCCGGUACCUAACCAGUCGACUCUCAGAGGCUUCAAAGAAGGGUCUCCCACCUGUAGCGGUUAAUGGCAGGACAGUGUGGGAUGGUGGUGCUGUCACAACAAGGUUCACCCAGUCUCAGACAUCCCUGCUGGACCAGUGUCUCAGCUCAAGCAGUGGGACGGAGGGAGAAACGAAAGAAAGGAUGACAGAACCAAGCCCAGAAAAGGAAGACAACAGGAGACAUGACUCGGACAAAGAACAGCUGAUGGCUGUCCUGCAUGACGAAAGAAAGAAUGACGCCACUUUAAAGAGGAGUGAGGUACAACCCGCUGUGGAUGAUAAAGUAGCAGAUGCCAGAAGUGGACCACAACAAAACAAAGUAGACGCUCCGAGGCAACAGGACGGAGAAAUAACAGUUCACCAUGAGGUGUCCCAUAUGAAGGAAAACACAGAGGAUGGGUGUAUUUUUCCAACUGAGGACAUUAAUCCAGAGCAAGAACUUUUGGCACAAUUAAAAUGCCUGCAAACAGACGAGAGUACCAGCUAUCCAGUGGAGAAAAAAGCAGAGAUGCCAACCUUGGAAGAGAAAGUAACUCCAGCUGAGCCCAGAAUCCGAGAAACCACCAGUCCAGUACAGGAACAAAUACAGAUACUGAAGGUGGAAGAGUCAGUGACUUCAGCUAAAACUCCAGCUGAAAUAUCGGAGUGCUGGGAUGAAUAUGUACUUCCCACUUCUACUGACAUGCAGGGUGGAGAAAGCUCUACACUAAUAUUUGCCUCCCUUCUCUCUGACACUCGUACCCACCCUAAACUCAGUGAUACACAAACUGGCUGGCAUUUUCCUGCAGGACCAGGCCUGGCAGAAGAAGUGCGGUGCCCACUCUGGCAAUUUCCAACAGUGAGCUAUUACCCACCAACAGAGCCAACAGUGCCAUUUGAAGUAGUGUGGAGGGUGUGGGAGGCAAUGGAUGAGAGUGCCUCUGCAGCUGAGCCUGCCCUGAUGCUAUUACCUUUCACAAAAUCCUCGAUGGAGUUCACCGUUAUGUCCUAUAACAUCCUUGCACAGGACUUACUAGAGGCCAACCAGGAGCUGUACACACACUGCCCCCUGGAGGUGCUGGACUGGAGCUACCGCUGCAGCCUACUGCUGGAGGAAAUCAUGAAAUGGACACCAGAUAUUCUGUGUCUCCAAGAGGUUCAGGAGAACCACUACCAUGAACACCUGUAUCCAGUCCUGUCUCAGAUGGGCUACACCUGUGUUUACAAGCGGCGUACAGGGACCAAGACAGAUGGCUGUGCUACUUGCUAUCGUAGCAGUUGCUUCUCUAAGCUAUCAGUCACCCUGCUGGAGUUCUUUAGGCCUGAGACGGAGCUGCUCGACCGGCACAACGUGGGCAUUGUUUUGUUGCUUCAGCCAGUGGUUACACGUGGGUCAGAGGUCAAGGCGAAGGGCCCACCCCUUUGUGUGGCCAAUACCCAUCUCCUCUUCAACCCAAGGAGAGGUGACGUGAAGCUGGCUCAGCUAGCCAUAAUGCUGGCAGAAAUCGACAGCGUGGUCAAGUCCUGUAAGGCCAAAGGCGAACACUGUAACCUCAUAUUGUGUGGGGACUUCAACUCUGUCCCCAAAAUGCCUCUGUACCAGCUGAUUACCACCGGUGAGCUCUUUUUUGAGGGACUACCAGCGUGGAUGAUAUCAGGUCAAGAAGACCUGUCACACAAAGUCUAUUGUCACAGACUGUUUGCCCCCUUGUGGCCCAGCUGUCUGGGAAUCACUGACACCUGCCAGUACACGACUGUCAAGGAGAUAUUUAAGAGCCAGAGUCAGAAACCAGGGAAAUGUCAGUACAGUCAUGACUUCCUGCUGCAGCUGCGCUUCUGUCCAGCUGCAUGCGUCCAUCCUCUGGACUUGGAGCUGAUCCCAGGCGUGACUGACAACACACCAGAUCCUUCAAGGGGAAAUCAGCCCUAUGAUAAAAGGUUCAGACAAACUAUCAGACAUCAGUUAGAUCUGGAGUCGGUCUACAAACACAUUCUUCCAGGCUCCGGCAGUCCAGAAGUCACGACCCUGCACUCUGAGGUGGGAGCUACUGUCGACUACAUGUUCUACACCCCAAGACGCAUCCUAACUGCCAAUCAAAAGGCUGGUGCUGACUUCAUGGGUGAGGGUCUGAAGCUGAUUGGUUCUCUCUCCCUCCUGUCUGAGGAUGUCUUGUGGUCAAUGAAUGGCCUUCCCAAUCACAUAUUCCCCUCAGACCAUCUCAGUCUUCUGGCCAGAUUCCAGCUGGACCUGAAUGCUGCGUGACUGGGUCAACUGAAAGAGAUGUCUGAGGAUAAGCAUAUUUCCCUUCAAAUGAUUCAGGUCCUGCUCUGCACACAUUUAUUUUUGUUUCUUCUUGUUUUUGUUAGUAUGAAUGCCAUUUCUUGUGGUUCACUCCUGGCAUCACAUAUUUUUCUAAUUGAAUAGAAGUAAAUAUUUUUUGUUCAAAGAGCCAGGAAAAAUAAUGGAUGCCAAUAUUCAGUCUUGUUUCAUGUGGUUUUCAUUAGAUUAAUAAGCUGAGCUACGACUGAGAUAUGACAAAUCUUAUUAAUGAUGAUGCUGUAAUAGUUAAUUUAAAAAACGAAGGCAGUGAUUGCUUCAGCUCUUACUGGUGUGAUAAUACUUCAUUUUGCUGUUGACAACUGUUCCAGUACAUUUUAAUUUAUUUUAAACUUAAUGUUCAAACUGAUUAGGAGUCAAUUCUAUUUUUUCA
Molecule: messenger RNA, 2776 nt
Organism: Chelmon rostratus (copperband butterflyfish)
Lineage: Eukaryota; Metazoa; Chordata; Actinopteri; Chaetodontiformes; Chaetodontidae
Gene: angel1
Product: angel homolog 1 (Drosophila)
Exons: 10
Coding region: 7-2328 (773 amino acids)
Molecular function (GO): 3'-5'-RNA exonuclease activity
Source: RefSeq, a predicted model, not a curated record